Aplysia californica (California sea hare) is the source of this 4725-nucleotide messenger RNA. Its product is annotated as protein dispatched homolog 3. The record is from RefSeq and is a predicted model, not a curated record. Gene Ontology annotation, cellular component: membrane. Lineage: Eukaryota; Metazoa; Mollusca; Gastropoda; Aplysiida; Aplysiidae.
CUAAUAAAACAGGAAGUUGUCGUUCCACCUGGACAACAAAGAUACGAGGCUGUAGAGGAUCUAAACGACGGAACGCUCUGGCGAGCAGGAUGCGUCUUUACUAGACUUGUCGUGUUUAUUCUUGCCUUCACUGAAAAUCAUGAUUUGAUUUGUGUUUCAGAAGGUUCUGAGGAGGAAGAAGGUCUUUAGUCGUGACAAAUUGUCUGGCGUUCCUGGUCGCCAUAGAAUCAACAUCAGCUGUUUAUUAUUUAUGAUUUGAUUUCUAAGUUGAUUUUUUGGUCACACCCGUGACAUCCCCUCUACUCUCUACCCGAUUUGAACAGGCCAAGUAAUCAGUCGAGAAUCGAGAGAUCAUAUCUAGGUCUAGAUCUAAAAUCUAGUGUGUUAGUUAGGCUACUUCCAAUUCCAGGUGGACGAGGAAGCUGUUGACAAAUCUGUGAUGCGCUGGUUUUCUGUUUUUCGUGGUGGAACGUCAAAUGGAUGGACACCAGUGACCAAUUCAGACAACCGUCAUGGAUCGGAUAUGGAUGAGCUCAUGUGCAUGGCAUCAGGGGAGUACGCUGAAGAAGACCGGACACAGGGUAUGAGCUACCCAUCUGGGGCUGUUGUGUCUGACUACACGGCCGAAGAUUUGGGAACUGAGCCUGUCUUCUGCAGAAAUGGUAGAGAGACAGCAGAACCUCCUAGAGAGUCAUUGAUGCAGGGCUCCUCCCACGCAGACGGAAUGCUCUGCAAAGUGUCGUGUGCUUGCUCGCGACCAAAGCUGACUUUUCCCCGGGCCCGGUGGUACUUGGUCCUGCUCUCAUUCUUCACGGCCAUUUCCUUCAUCGCUUUAAGCGUUGGGCUCGGCUACUACAGUGUCAUCGUGAAAGACGACCUGAAGAUCGACAAAUCUGUGAAGUCUUUCAGUAUACCUAACCACCAGGCCUACAAAAAUUUUGAGGCCCUAAUGCUAGCUAGAAAGAACUCUAGUACCAGAAUGCGGCGGGAUACGAGUGCUGCGUCACAACUCUUUAGGUCCAAAAGAGACUUAUUCUCUGUUCAUGAAAGCAGUUUUAAGCCUCUGGCAGGCCAUACGUCAUUUGUAAGGGAGAAAAGAGAUGCUUUAGAUACUUCAAAUCUCAAUUUGUUUGGUUUGGAACCACCACUCGCUUCAGACUCGGAUCACACGGUUUUGUCGAGGUUGAAGCGAGCCGCCAACAAAGUUCGGUGUCUGUUUGAGUUUGAACCCCAGAUUGUCGCCAGGUGGAAGAUGCACGUCAUUUAUCUGGCGCACGGAGACAACGACACAAACAUGUUCACAAAGGAGCGCCUCGAGACAGUGCAUCAAAUCGAAAAACAAAUUAUUGAGCACCCGGGGUUCAGAAAAUUUUGCUACCGUGACCCAAAUUUAGUACGGCACAUUCCUUCGGUUAGGGAUAUGAAUGGAUGCGUUCCCCUGAACUCAUUGCUUACAUAUUUUUAUCCGUCCAAAAAUUCUGAGGGCAAAAUAAUCUAUGAUGGAAUGGGGACCAAUUUAGCGGAUGUAGAUAGUGCCCUGAAACUUGCAAUGAACUAUGAGACGUUCUACUAUUACGUCGAUGACAAGAUAAACAGGACCUUUCAAAAGAGCCACCUUUUGAGGUCAGAAGUUCUGUUUGGAGCCCCGCUUCCAGGAUAUUCCUGUGCUGGAAGCCGUGGGAAAGACCAAGAUGGAAAAUUCAGAGACUUUGUCAUCACUUAUAUAGGACUGUUAUCGAAAGCUUCGACAGACAAAGUUCAAGUCCUGUAUGGUGGCAACGAAAUCUUUGACUACGAAGUCACGUCCACGUUCUGGAGUGACGUCCGCCUGGCCAUAAUCUCCCUCAUCGCCAUUUUUGUGUUGAUGUUGGUGUUGUCUCUGUCGCUGUACCUCACCGUCAUCGGCAUCGUCAUCAUCGGCCUCAGCUUUCCCAUUGCUUUUUUCUUCUACCGGAUUGUAUUCGGCAUCAAUAAGCUGGGCAUUCUGAAUGGAGCGGCAGCGUUCGUUAUCAUUGGUAUUGGCGUGGAUGACGUGUUUGUGUUCAUCAACAUCUACCGCCAGUCGUCGCACCUGAAGGACCCGGUCAAGCGGAUCAUCUACACGGUGACCACGGCGGGAGUGGCCACCUUCUUCACCUCUUUCACCACAGCUGCCGCGUUUGCUGCCAAUUUGACCUCAGCGAUCCCAGCGGUGUACGACUUUGGUCUGUUCAUGUCGCUGAUCGUCUCCUCCUGCUGGGUCUCGGUGAUCGUGCUGAUGCCGCCGUUGCUGUACCUGCACGCUUGCUUCAUCGAACCCCUCGAGAUGCUGCUCUUCUCGUGUUUCUCGUGUCAGCGAGGGUCGAGCAGCGCGGGCGGUCAGCACCACCAGCUGGCUCACUACACGGAACAGCAGAGUGGGGAGAACAGCCUGUACCGGGAGGACGAUGUGGCCAUGCUGGAUGUCAACGAGGCCGAUGGAGCUCCCAUGUGGGAGGCUGAUGACGACAUCUUGCUGAUGGACGACCCCUACAGCGUCUCCGACAACGUGCGGGCUGAGCCUGAUGGGACAGAAGACGUGGACGUGCCGUUGUUGAACACGUCCUCCAGCCCGGCUUUCUCGGGAGCCGACCAACAGCCAGACGUCAGCAACAACAACAUGUGUCUGGGCAGAUUUUUCCAGAAAACUUUGAUGUUCAUAACCAAUCGGAUUGUGAUUCGAGGUCGUUAUGUCAUCAUCGGUUUUUAUGCAGCCGUUCUGAUUGCCAGCUGCGUGUUGAUGUCCCAGCUGCAGCCGUCCACCCACCCGCCCCAGCUGUUCCGGCCCGACACCAACAUACAGCGCCUGCUGGACCUGAAGGCCAACUUGAGCAUCAUCGACACUCUGCACUGCGACCAGUGCUCCGGGCUGUACAAGGUUCACUCUAGCUCCCCUCACCAUGUGUCCAGUUCUAACGUGCACGUUCCUCCCACCCCUCCGAAAAACCGACACGUGUCACCGCUCCCCGCUGACAGUGGCAGGCAUUCAACUCCGAGACCUCCGCCACAUGGCGACGGCGGCUCACGCGGAACAGUCGCACCUCAUGAGGGGACAGGUCAAGGUCAGAACGUACCCCACAACUCCGACUCUAGUCAUGGGGAAAACAACAAAGCGAGUGAUGGAGACGCUUCAUCUUCAGGUGACCAAAAAUCCGUGCUAACCUCGAUGCUUGAGGAUACGCUGGCAAAGCUGUCCUCAAUGUAUGGCUCAGGGUCCUCAUCAUCAACAUCGACAGAUUCAUCAUCUUCGUCCUCACAAGCUUCUCCUCAAAACACUCAUGAUGAUGAUACUGGGAAUUCACAAGAAAAGAACAAGCUCCCCGAUAGUGGAUCCUCGUCCGAUACGUAUGACGGACUUCCGCCACCACCAACAGGGCGUCAAGAAAACAACAAACCGUCUAGCAAUCCUCGCACACACGGCGCCCAAUCUGGCUGGGACCUUCACAACGACGAUUUCAGAAAAGCCUUCAACAACAGCUCACCCCCUCCACCACCACCACCGCUCACCCCUCUCCCCAACCAAACCUCUCCUCACAUCACGCCAUCCCCUAUUCCUGCAGUCUCCUCUUCUCCUCCUCCUCCUCCUCCCUCCAUCUCCUCACCCCCCGCGUCACGUUGCCCCCCACAAAAAUCCAGUGCUUUUGCUGACAUUAUUCGAGCACUGCAGGAAACGGCAGACCACUUGUAUGACUUGAGCAAGACCAAGAGCACAUCCACCGACGAGAACUACAACGUGUGCAAGGAGCAGAGGUGUGGCGACCUCAAAGACCGACCUCUCAUGGAGCUCGGGGCCACCGUCUACGUCGUGUUUGGCGUCAGCCACGUCAACCGCAGCGAGGAGGACGAGGGACACGUGCUGGAUCAGCUCAAGGACACUGUGGUGUUUGAUCCCAACUUCUCAAAGAAGAUGAGUAACGAGUCACAGUUCAGAAAGCACCUUCGUGAGCUGUGUACUGUCUGCCACGUCAUCGCCAACCGCACCGAUCUGGUGAAGGAAGGGAGCGCUCAGUGUCUGCCCUCAGGCAUGUACCGACUGCGGCACCUCCUGGGGACCAUCAAGGAGUGCCAAGACCUGCCCAACAGUCUGUCCAUCUACCAGCACCAGGCGCCGGCCCACGCCGAGGGAGGCAGGGACAGGAACAACCACAUCCUCUGGCUCGCUUUUGCCUUUGAAUCGACCACAUCGGAGGGCCAGGCGUAUUUCCAAGCAUACAAGGAGUACAUGAAGUGGGAGGAGCUGAUGCGACACAUCAAGACCAGCGUCCUGGCCCCGGACUCCCCUCUACACAGCAUGUUCCAGACGUCUCAGUUCUGGACAAAGUCGGCCAAGUCAUUGCGAAUCCAGCGGGCGUCUUUGGCCGUGCGACACAUCGGGGUGGCCAUCUUGUGCUCGGCUCUGACGACGGUGGUAGCGGCUGUGCCCCUCACCCAGACGUUCAUCCAGCCCUUCGCCAAGUUCGGCUCCAUCCUGCUCAUCAACACCACCGUCUCCAUGGUGAUGACCCUGACCCUGGCGGUGGCUUUGAUGGCCGCGUUUGGCCCGGCGCACUACAAAGGCUCGUGGCGCUCGCACGCCACCGCGGCUGUCGUGACGGUGGUGGUGGUGGGUCUGUCGGUUCUGGCGCUCUACAUCAGCACUGUUCUUGGAGCGCACAUUCCUGGACCAUCGGGCUCGAACCUUUUCUCCUCCACUUAGAAGAAGAAAUC